Rhizophagus irregularis DAOM 181602=DAOM 197198 is the source of this 666-nucleotide messenger RNA. RefSeq lists its product as uncharacterized. The record is from RefSeq and is a predicted model, not a curated record. NCBI's taxonomy places the organism in Eukaryota, Fungi, Glomeromycota, Glomeromycetes, Glomerales, Glomeraceae.
AGAAUUCGUUGUUUAGUAAUAAUAAUGGAGACAAUAUUUGGUUUACACCAUGAUACGGCUAGUUUAAGAGAAAAAAAUCACAGGAAACUCCAAAAAAUUGAAAGUCAAGAGUGUCUUGGCUUAACAAAUAAGAAUAGUGUAGAAAACACUAUUCAAAAGAACGCACAAACAAAGCAAACACCUUCCUCGAAUUAUUUUGAAAAAUUUGGGUCUAUUCAAUCGAUUUUUAGAGAUAAAUUUUCUAUCUCUCCAUCUACUACACCUCACUCGACUCCUCCAACUUCUCGCCCUUCAACCCCGUUGUCAUUUGAUGUACAACAAAGUGGCGAUAAUUUGUUACUUUCCGAUCAAGCUAAUCAAACUAUAAUGACUUCAUCUCCAUUAGCACGGACUGCUUGCUACCAUCAUGAUUCUAAAGUCUUUCAGAACGUGAAAAGUGUGCUUCCUUGCGUGGAAGAUAUUGAAAGUGAUAUUAUUAACCGUCCUUCAUCUCGUACUAAAAGUGAGGAUGAAUUUGGAAAAGGAAAAGAAGAGAAUUUAUUUAAAAAGAACUGAUAUUUAUUUAUUUGAGAAUAAUCCUAAAUAAUAUGAAGAAUAAGUAUAAUUCCAAAUGUAAAAAAAAACCAAAUGAAUAAUAAAAAUUUAUCCUAUUAUAUAAUAAAUGAA